Molecule: messenger RNA, 1048 nt
Organism: Myzus persicae (green peach aphid)
Lineage: Eukaryota; Metazoa; Arthropoda; Insecta; Hemiptera; Aphididae
Product: probable uridine nucleosidase 1
Exons: 4
Coding region: 1-1008 (335 amino acids)
Molecular function (GO): hydrolase activity, hydrolyzing N-glycosyl compounds
Source: RefSeq, a predicted model, not a curated record
AUGAUGAAAACCAAAGAAUUACUAAUUCCACUUGGAUUAAUUUUAAUCACAAUAAUUUUAACUGGAGUGAAAAGUGAUAAAUACAUUGUGGUUGACACGGAUGCUGGUGCUGAUGAUGCAAUGGCAAUGUUGCUUCUACUAACAUCGAGUGCCACCUACAACGACUCGUAUUUUAAUAUUGUGGCAAUAACUUGCGUUUAUGGAAACUCCGAUUUGAGAAACGUCGAGCAAAAUGUGCUCAAGACACUGACAAUAGCAAAUGCAACAAAAAUUCCAGUUUACUCUGGUGCUUCGAAACCUCUGACACAGAAUCACACUUCUGAUUAUUUCUUUGGCGAAGAUGGAUUUGGUGAUUUUGAAUUUAAUGAAGAAAUCACUGGUAAUAUUAAUAGAUCAAAGCAUGCAGCAGUUGCAUUAAUUGAUUUAGCAAAUGAAUAUCCUGGUGAAUUGAGUAUAGUUGUUCUUGGACCAACAACAAAUAUCGCGCUUGCAAUAUCAUUGGAUCCAACAUUUGUUCACAAAGUCAAGCAUUUUUAUGUUAUGGGUGGUAGUAUGACUGGCUAUGGGAAUAGAGGCCCGGGUAUAGAAUUUAAUUUUGGUGCUGAUCCAGAAAGUAAUUUUAUAUUUUUAAAUUCAACUCAAGGAGUAGCCAUUUCAUUACUACCCUGGGAGACAAAUUUAGUACUUGAGAUACCAGCGUCUUGGAGAACAAAUGUACUUGGUCUUCUUGAAACGAAAAUGAUAACAUUUUUAAAUCGAGCUGAAUCAAAAAUUAAAAAAUUAGCAACUUGGCAACCUUGCGACGCUUUAAUCGCAGCUAUAAUGUUGUGGCCAAAUUUGAUUACAAGAUCUUUCGUUGUAAAUGUGACACCUAUCAUGGAGGGUGAAGCACGCGGAGGGCUACUCGUAGAUUAUUCACACGCAACUAAAAAACCAAAAAAUGUUGAAGUCAUCCAAGAAGUUGAUGUUGAAGAGUUCCAAAAUAUUCUUAUGUUGUAUUUUUCAUAAAUUUAAAAGUUGAUAUUUUUAAUAGGUUGUAGGCUUAAAA